Osmerus eperlanus (European smelt) is the source of this 3232-nucleotide messenger RNA. It is a transcript of the gene ptger2a, whose product is annotated as prostaglandin E receptor 2a (subtype EP2). Gene Ontology annotation, molecular function: prostaglandin E receptor activity. The transcript has 2 exons. Bases 417 to 1517 code for a protein of 366 amino acids. Gene Ontology annotation, cellular component: plasma membrane. The record is from RefSeq and is a predicted model, not a curated record. Gene Ontology annotation, biological process: inflammatory response; positive regulation of cytosolic calcium ion concentration; cellular response to prostaglandin E stimulus. Lineage: Eukaryota; Metazoa; Chordata; Actinopteri; Osmeriformes; Osmeridae.
GAGAGGAACCAGUAGUUCGUUAGCGCGGCUUGUUCAGCAACCGAAGGAACGAACGCACGUUGUCAGUAACAGAGCUCCGUAAGAAGAAUGAAAGUAUGGAAGAGAUGAACAGAUGUGCACGAGAACAAGUCAAAUCUUCUCGGACUAAUUUAAGAAGAGAAAACCUAUGACAAAAUUCCUUUUUUACGAGGCAAUAACAUUUGGCAAGCCAUGUGGGCAAUUCAAGUAGAGACAGAAGACGCACGCUCCACCGAAGGUAUUUGGCUCUCGUAGAUCCAGGGGUUCAUGCUGGUCUGUUUAGUUGAAUGGUUACCUGGACAACAACUUGUUGGAUAUAAUACGAGUGAUAACGACUGCCUACUUUAUUAUUGUGCCAACAUCUUAAGGACUGAAGACGCAAAACUAUUCCCAUCACUAUGGAUAACAGAAGCGAAUACGAAAGGUGCCAUCACAUAUCUCACAUUGAGAAAGGGAGCCCGCUCACCAGUGCGCUGAUGUUCUCCGCCGGUGUGGUCGGUAACGUGGCUGCACUGUUCGUGCUCGAGAUGCGCCGAAGGAAGAACCCGAGUCGACAGAGAAGGUCACUGUUUCACGUGCUGGUGACCUCUCUGGUAGUAACAGAUCUGGCGGGAACCUGUUUCAUAAGCCCCAUUGUGCAGGCGUCCUAUUCCUUUAACACCACGUUAAUUGGAAUGAGUGAAACGAGCGCGGUGUGUCAAUACUUUGGCUUCAGCAUGACUUUCUUCAGUUUAGCCACAUUGUCUAUUCUCUUCGCUAUGGCGCUCGAGCGAUGCCUAGCCAUCGGAUACCCGUACCUGUAUGGGAGGCACAUAACGAAGCGGUGUGGAUACAUAACUAUUCCAUUCAUCUUCUUACUUUGUACGUUGUUCUGUCUGAUGCCGUUCGCUGGAUUUGGGGAGUAUGUGCAGUAUUGCCCGGGAACUUGGUGUUUCAUUGACAUGAACCCCGGUGGCCCAGCAGACAGAGUUUACCCAAACCUUUACGCAUCUGUGUUGCUGCUACUGGUUUUAUCCAUAGCGGCUUGCAAUUUUUUUGUGGUUUAUCAAUUGGUCCUCAUGUACCGUAGGCGUAGAAUAAACUAUGGUUCUGUGACCACGCGGACUAAGAAGGACCGGCGAGCCGUCUCCAUGGCGGAGGAAGUGGAGCAUCUUAUUCUGCUGGUGUUCAUGACAGUGAUAUUUGUCAUUUGCACCCUUCCCCUAGUGAUCCGUGUGUACAUAAACUCCAUGAGCCCGACGAAGGAGAGCCACCUCACAGACCGCAUAGCUCUCCUCCUCCUCUCCGUCAACUCCAUCAUCGACCCCUGGGUCUUCAUCUUCCUCAGCCCGUCCGUGCUACACUUCUGCUGGGGACACCUGUGCAUGGGGCCCCCCCUGCGAUUGCGGAGCUCCCUCUUCAAGGCCUCGCUGGGCAAGGAAGCCCAGCUGGAACUGUCUCACCACAGCAACUCUGCAAAGUUUGGCCAACCCAGGAACCCCCCCACGCAGAUGGUCUGACCAUCCUUGGACCCCCCCCCCAAGCUCCCUGCAGAUGGUAUGACCUUUACUGAGAGGUGCCUGGGGGAGCAGCCCAACUCUCAGAAUGUGUGCUGUUAUAGGGGGAGUCAUGGGACACAGGCUCUCUGUACCAGAGACCUCCGUCUCUCCUGAUGCUGGUUUUAGAAACGAGCUUCUUGAGCCUCUUCCUGGGACUCCAUCGGAAAGGGACCUUUGAGUGACUGUUGGACAGGAGCCAGAGUCACUGUCUUGGUCAAGUCUAAGUCCUUUCAACAAAGACUCUUAAGACUGUCUGUUAUCUUAUCUGAUUAAAGGAUUUGCAGAGAGAGAGAAACUUAGAUUUAAAACUCCCAAGUGAGUCCACAGUGUGCCAGAAGCCUGUUUAUUUUGCGUCAUGGCUUUAGCAGGCCGGGGGUCUCCAUGGGAAGUUACCAUCGGCUCUUUAAACGGAUUGGCCCGUCACGCUAUCGUAUCCUCAUGCGGUCUUGCGGAUGGCCUACCAGAGUUGUAUCAGAUCACCAUCAGGGUUUCCCGCAGAAAAUGUGUUAGUUAAGGUGGUAGGGUGGGGUUUUCCGGCGGAGCGGCAUAUAUAUAUAUAAUUAUUUUUUGACGACGUAUUUAAGGCGGCAGGAGUUGCUUAGGCGGCCGCCUUAACUGAAAAGUGCGGCGGGAAACCCUGACCAUAGAGAUUCAGUGGUAGCUAUAGCUACCACACACAUUAGCCCUCUCACCCCAAGCAGCUGUUUGGUUGACCUUUCACCCCAACUCGACUCACCUUAGAGGUCAUGGGUCAAGAAGGAUUCCAUUCUUAAUCAGUCAUACUUUUUAGAGCCGCUUCUGUCAGGAGGGAGAGGGGUGACAGCCACUACCUUGGAAACAGAAGCAUCACGAUGGAGCAUUCGCCACCUGAGAAAUGAGCGUGGCGUUCAAAUUAUGUUACGCUGUGAGGCAGCCUUUACGGAGAUCUGCUUUGUCGGUUUUCACAGGGUCUGUGUAUUUCAAGCACAGCAACGGUAUUUAUUCAAAGUAUAGCAGUUAGUGUUGAUGAUGCUCCUGAAUGUGUCAAAGGUGCUUAUGAAUGUUCAGGUUGUAAAUAUAGUAAUUCAUGUGGAUGUUAAAGUUGUUAAAGUCUUAUGAGUGUGUGUGUGUGUGUGCAGACUGCUGCACAUAAACAAUACUGCUACUUCUGAGUGUUAUGUAGAGCACUUGUACAUUGUGUACCUGUGUUAUCCUGUACUGUGGAAGAUGUGUGCACUGAGCUAUGAAACAACCUUGCUUAUGUUAUGUGUAUAGUAGGUGUGUCAAAGCUCGUGUAAAUAUGUGUCCUGAGUCAGCUUCUAUCCACCAAAUAUUAUCUGGACUCUCCCCUUAAUGUCAAUACUUCCAUUGCAGAUCGUCUCCAGACUUUUUAAGGAUGUUAGAACCCAUGCACCCUAACACUGUCGUUCUGUACAUGGACACAAAAUGGCACCUCCAUGUGACCUUCAUAACUAACCCUUCCCGGCCAAAGUAGACUCUGUGGUCCCUUAGGGGGAUCAUAUCCCCCUGAUCUAAUACAGAUACCUUCAAAUGGAUCGCCACUCAUCAACAGAACAUUUAUAAACGCAUUAAUUGCAUUGCUUUUUCGGAUACUCAGGCAAAGUUUCUGCAAUUUCCUCUGCAAAUCUGAUUAAUUAUGUUGACUCAACACGUUGAUUCAUGAAGGUGAUUAGUCU